UAAAAAGGUUUUAGAGAAAUUAUUCAAUCUCAAACCAAAACCAGAUAGAUCCGCCUGGAAUGCUAUCACGACUGACCCCGCUUCCCUGAACACCAUCGACGCCGGCUGCAUUGAAUAUCGGAAUCGCCUUAAUUGCAGAAAAUCAGUGUUGAAAGGAGAGUGACUGAGUGUUUGUGCUAACACAGGCAGAAAUUUCCUACCGUCUCUGUCUCUGUUGGACUGCUCUGUUCCGCUACAAACACCAUUUAUCUUAAGCUAAGCUUUUUCAUAAAGUGCUUAAAUGUUUCUUCUGUUGUGGAUUUUAGAAUAUCUUUACUUGUUCCUAGUGGACAAUGCAAGGUUUAAAGAGAAGUAUUUUUCAAAUGGGGAUGUCUACAUUGGUUUUGUCAAGGGAAAACGUAUGCAUGGCAAGGGAAAGUACACAUGGUCAAAUGGAACAAUAUAUGAGGGUGAUUGGGUUGAUGGAAAAAGGACAGGGAAAGGGCGGAUCAUAUAUCCAUCAGGAGCAAGUUUUGAGGGUCAAUUCUUUAGGAAUUCCCGUCAUGGUCGCGGCACUCUUAAAAAAUCCGAUGGGGGUAUCUACGUUGGUAACUUCGAGAGUGAUCUUUUCCAUGGCAAGGGAAAGUACACGUGGUUAAAUGGAACAAUAUAUGAGGGUGAUUGGGUUGAUGGAAAAAGGACAGGGAAAGGGCGGAUCAUAUAUCCAUCAGGAGCAAGUUUUGAGGGUCAAUUCUUUAGGAAUUCCCGUCAUGGUCACGGCACUCUUAAAAAAUCCGAUGGGGGUAUCUACGUUGGUAACUUCGAGAGUGAUCUUUUCCAUGGCAAAGGAAAGUACACAUGGUCACAUGGAACAAUAUACGAUGGUGAUUGGGUUGAUGGAAGAAGGACAGGGAAAGGGCAAAUGAUAUAUCUAUCAGGAACAAGUUUUGAGGGUCAAUUCUUUAGGAAUUCCCGUCAUGGUCAAGGCACCCUUACCAUAUCCAAUGGGCAUGUCUACAUUGGUAACUUCAAGAGUGAUCUUUUCAAUGGCAAGGGAAAGUACACAUGGCCAGAUGGAGAAAUAUACGAGGGUGAUUGGGUUGAUGGAAGAAUGACUGGGAAAGGUCAGAUCAUAUAUCCAUCAGGAUCAACUUUUGAGGGUGAAUUCUCCGGGAAUUCCCGUCAUGGUCACGGCACCCUUAAAAAAUCUGAUGGGGAUAUCUACAUUGGUAACUUCGAGAGUGAUCUUUACCAUGGCAAAGGAAAGUACACAUGGUUAGAUGGAACAAUAUACGAGGGUGAUUGGGUUGAUGGAAGAAGGACAGGGAAAGGACGGAUAAUAUAUCCAUCAGGAGCAAGUUUUGAGGGUGAAUUCUCUAGGAAUUCCUUUCAUGGUCACGGAACUCAUACAAAAUCAAACGGGGAAGUCUACAGUGAUAACACCGAGAGUAAUCUUUUCCAUUCGCAGGGAAAGUAAACUUGGUCAAUUGGAACAAUAUAUGAGGGUAAAUUAUCUGACCCAGAGAUCAUGACGACGUGAAAGGGUGUUCUCGGUUGCUACAGGAGAUGUAGAGUUGUAGAGCUAGGAGUUCAGUAGCUGGUUGUUUUUGGAGUCUGCUUUUCUGUAUUCCUCUGUGUAGACGUUUUACAUCAAGUUGAACUCUAUUCUAAAAUUUCAAUUUUUGAAGUUUAUUUAUUAUUGUCUGGUACCAAUUCUCAAUUUCUCACCUUGUUUAGUGUUAGUGGUGAUAGACAUCUUAUUCACAUUUUGUUUAGUUGAGA
Messenger RNA from Medicago truncatula (barrel medic), 1761 nucleotides. Its product is annotated as radial spoke head 10 homolog B. The transcript has 4 exons. Bases 281 to 1456 code for a protein of 391 amino acids. The record is from RefSeq and is a predicted model, not a curated record. NCBI's taxonomy places the organism in Eukaryota, Viridiplantae, Streptophyta, Magnoliopsida, Fabales, Fabaceae. Gene Ontology annotation, cellular component: cytosol.